Messenger RNA from Ochlerotatus camptorhynchus, 1778 nucleotides. RefSeq lists its product as uncharacterized. The transcript has 3 exons. NCBI's taxonomy places the organism in Eukaryota, Metazoa, Arthropoda, Insecta, Diptera, Culicidae. The record is from RefSeq and is a predicted model, not a curated record. The coding region runs from base 170 to 1753 and encodes 527 amino acids.
UCAUUCGACACAUUCUUGGCCGCAGUAGAACGCAGUGAAAAAACAGUGAAUUUCGUCUAAAUUCAGUGCAGUUGAGGAAUCUACUGGUGGAAACAAUACAUCCCUGAAGUCGGUUCCGGAAAUAGCUAUGUGGUAAGAGUUCCCACUGAGACGGCGAUUUGAAUUUAAAAUGGAUCUUUCGGAGGCGAUGAAGAUUGCGUUGGCCAAGAGCCACUCAGCACAGCAUGCCGUCGCUGCCGCCGCAGGCAACAAUGGCAACGCCUCCGCCCAUGGCAGUUCCAGCGGGGAUCAAUCCGGCGCUGGAUACGUUACGGAAAAGCUGUACAUGCUGCUACAGUUGUAUCUACAGAACAAGGGCUGGAGCCCUUCGGUGGAACUGCUGCAGUGUUUUGCCGAGUUGAAGGAUACGCCGGUGCUCCCAAAUGCGGCUUAUCUACAGAUGCUGGCCAGUCGAGUGGCACUGGAUGCCCAGGGCCGGUUGGUGCUGAGGGAGUCCGGUAAAAUUAUACUACCAUUCGAGCACUUUGCGAAUGCAGUCAUGUUGAAGCACAUGUCCGGACCUCACGGAUUGCAUCUGAGUGUGGAAGCUACCAUGCGGGCCGUUAUGGAAUCCUACACCAUUGGGCGGGAGAACUUGGGAAUGGAGAAAGAAUUUAUUGUAGAAGUGGUGCACUCGUGUCCCAGUCCGGCUUGCCGAUAUUAUAAGGGACAGAUGGGAGUGGGCCCAUUCAUAGAACAGUCGUUCAAUCCGGGAAGUCAUAUUAAUUCGGAUUAUCUGGCUCACUUGCAACAGUUGGGCCAGUCAGGAUUGGAUAUUGGAGCGGUUGAAGCUGCCGGGAAGGGGGGGAUUAGCAAUCAAGUGAAGAUACCGAAGACUACUCCCACACAACAGCAGCAAAUUACAGCCGCCAUUAUUCAGCAACAGAACAGGGCAAUGGCUCAGCAGUCGCUCGAAAAGUUUGGAAAUCUUUCGAAUUUGGAGAAGCAACGAGUUCUGCAACAGCUGGACAAGAAGCAUUACGAGGUUGCUCAAUCGCAAGUUCCUAGCUUGCCAACGCAGUUGGUGCCUGCCAGUAAUAGCACUGUCAUCCCAGCACAGGUCACCGUGGGCAGCCAACAAGCAGCGGCAGCAGCAGCAGUUUUAUUACAACAGCAACAACAGCAGCAGCAGCAGCAGCAGCAGCAACAACAACAACAACAGCAGCAACAGCAACAGCAGGUUCAAACAAUAGAUAUUACCCGUGCUCAGCAAACAUCGACUCCGCACGUUGUCCAACAACCGGUCCAGCAGCACACGGCGGCUCCCUCGCAGAUAGCUCACGCGCACUUCCUAAACCAGCCGCCCCUGCAGACGGUCAACAUGGACACCGGCCAUAAGUUGUCGGAUUACAUGCGCGGUGCGGUCGAUCCGCUGGAGAACGUUGCCACCAGUAAGGAUCUGCUGGCCCUGCACAACGGGGCCUGGACCGGGCAGGAUGGCCGCGUCGGCGGCGGCGAUGGCCUAGUCGUCAGUCAGGACAAAAUCAUCCGCGCGUUCAGCGAGCUGAUGCGCAACAUUGGCCGGAUGAAGACAUUCAUCCGUCCCAGCAUGUGCAAGCCGUACGGGAAGCAGUCGGAAAGUUUGCAGAAGACACUAUUCGACACCAUUCAGCUGGUUCAGUCACUGAGAAAUUGCCUUCCGGCAUCGCAUAUCCCGGUAACGUCGUGGAAGAGCGAAACGCACACCGGCGGCAACGAGUCGGAAACGGUUUAGAUUCGCUUUGCGGAGCGGAAGGAAA